Molecule: messenger RNA, 2349 nt
Organism: Ylistrum balloti
Lineage: Eukaryota; Metazoa; Mollusca; Bivalvia; Pectinida; Pectinidae
Product: transient receptor potential cation channel subfamily M member 2-like
Exons: 15
Coding region: 1-2349 (782 amino acids)
Biological process (GO): calcium ion transmembrane transport
Molecular function (GO): ligand-gated calcium channel activity
Source: RefSeq, a predicted model, not a curated record
AUGCGAGGGCAAUACAACAGUGGGGAAUCAUAUCAAGUACACCAUGAUGAUGUGAGCAGAAUUUUAACUGCCGAUUGUGGACGUAUCGAGUUCGAUAAUUGUGUUGGAAGACCACGGCACUACAUCCGUGUGAACGAAUUUGACAACAGAGAUAACCAAGGGUCAUGUGACAGGCUACUGGCAGUUUUAAUUAACCUGUGGCACCUUCCAAAGCCUAAUAUAGUCAUUUCAGUGACAGGAGGAACCAAAAACUUUCAAAUGAAGAAUAAAUUAAGGACAGCUUUCAAGAGGGGACUCGUUAAACUGACAAGAACUACAAGGCCAUGGAUAAUAAGCGAAGGAACCGACACAGGUAUCAUGAAGGUAGUUGGUGAAGCGGUUCAUGAUUUCAACAUCACAAGCCAAAGAUCCAUUGUUGCCAUUGGAAUAGCAACAUGGGGCGCUAUUGAAGGUCGAAACUGCCUCAGAAACACGACAGGAGAUAACCAUAAAACAUGCAUGUAUCCAUAUUCAGCGGCAACAAACAAAGCGUUUCUAAACCCAAACCACACUCACUUUAUAUUAGUGGACGAUGGAUCGAACGAUCAAUUUGGAAAAGAAAUUGCUUUUCGCGCGGAAAUUGAACAAGCAAUUGCAAACAUGACAAUAGAAGACGGGACUGUUUCUAUACCUGUCGUCUUGCUAGUUGUGGAAGGAGGAAAGAACACAAUCAAAACCGUACUGAAUGCUAUCAAGAAGAGGACGCCAACAAUAGUUUUCAAGGGUUCAGGUAGAGCCGCGGACUUGAUAGCAUAUGGGUUUGAGCUUGCUAGAGAGAUGUCCGAACGUUUCAAGGAACAUCCUAAAGAAAGUCUGAUAGCGAUGUUGAUGAGGUCCCUACAGUCAAGAAUGGUGGAAAUGAAUACGGAGACAGAAGAAAUAUGGAGCUAUGCACAAAUCAGUGAUGUUUGCACAAUCAUUGAUAUGUGUCUUACAGAGAAUGAUUUGAUUACCGUGUUUGAUAUAACCGCUUCACUUGAUGUGUCACAAGACAUUGACGUAGCCAUGCUGAAGGCUCUUAUCGCAGGCAAUAAAGACCAACCGCUGAAUCAGUUGAAGCUUGCUGUGUUCUGGAAUAGAAUUGAAAUUGCAAACAGCGAUAUUUUGCACUCCAUGAAUCAAAGGACAAUUGAAGCAGCUAUGGCUGAUGAGAAACUGAUAUUAUCGGCACUCAUACUGGAUAGGGCGGACUUCAUUGAAACUUUCCUUGAAAACGGACUGGAGUUAAAUGCCUUAUUGGACGCAGAAAUUCUAAAGGAACUUUUUGAGGAGUAUCCACCGCAUUUCAUUCCACCUUUAAAGCCUAUAUUUGGAGUUUACAAGUACAAGUCGUAUGGAAGAUUAAUGAAUGGUGUCUUAAGCGACAAGUGCGAUUAUUCAAUACAACGUUUUGCAGAGGAUCGAUAUCAACAGCUGUUUUUAUGGAGCGUUCUUACCGGAAAACAGGAAAUGGCGAAAGUGCUUUGGAAAUUUGGACAGGACCAAAUCGCCAUGGCACUGAUUGCUUGCAGACUGCUGAAGAAAAUAUCAAAGUCCUCCCGUUUUCCAAACAUGAAGGACAAGCUGACAAAGAAUGCAGAGGAAUUCUGUCAACUUGCAUUGGACAUUACGUUCGAAUGUUUUGAGAAUGACGACGAGAAAGCCAUGGACUUGUUAAUGACACAUAUGGGAAGAUGGGAGGACAUCACAUGCAUCGAGAUUGCCCUAAUGACGAACAAUAGAAAGUUUGCCGCAAAUGGCCUAAUACAGUACAUUGUGGACGCUGUUUGGUGUGGGGAAAUAUCGUCGUUCACAAGAAAAGGCUCUCCGUCAAACGAGGACGUAGAAAGUGAAGACAGUAGCAGUUCUCAGGAUUCAGCAUUCUGUGCAAAUGUGUUACGGGCAAAGCAUUUCCUUCAAGCACCAUGGAUGAAACAUAUUCUUUAUUGUAUGUCCCAUACAGCAUUUUUGUUGUUGUUCAGCUACGCAAUUUUGUUCCAUUUUGACACAAGGGUCACGGAAAUAGAACUUAUACUUACUACCUGGGUCAUCUGUAUUGUGGUCGACUAUUGUAUGCAGGUGCCCACAGCAAAAGAUUUCUUACUCAAUUUUCUGAACUUUCCGGCAGUCGCGUUAUAUUCGAUUGGGUACAUACAACUUUAUCUACCCUACGCAGAAAAUUUUUCAAGAAGGGAAGAAUUACAGAGCAUUGGAAGGAUAUAUGUAGCAUUGGCUUUCGUGUGUUUCUUCCUUAAGCUGCUUGGAUUGUUUUCAACUGUACCACAUAUUGGACCGAAAGUGACCAUAAUAAAAAAAAUGGUGACAAUCUAG